AUGGCUCCGUCAGCGACCUCCACGGGAAAGACAGACCGAGAUGACCUAACAUCUCGAGUCCUCCCAGAAAUGGUCUUCAGCACCGGGGAUUCUUCCUCCAUGACCGCACCUCCAGAACCAGCACCCUCCCACCUCACACCCGCUCAGCGAGCCCAACUCAGAUUCAGCGUCACAGGAAACGCCAUCGUAACAGGAGGAGCCGGAACCCUCGGUUUCGAAGCCGCCAAAGCACUCUUGGAACACGGCCUCCAAAACCUCAUGAUCUUCGACGUCAACCCCACUCAAGCACAGCCCAAACUCGACGCUCUCAGCGCCGAGUUUCCGUCCUCCAAGAUCCACGCCAUGAAAGUAGACAUCACUGACGACGUGGCCGUUUCCCACGCCGUGGAAAGUACUGCUGAGAUACUCGGCUCGGUCGAUAUCCUGCUGUGUUUUGCGGGUGUGGUGGGUUGCUACCAUGCGUUGGAGAUGACGAGUCAGCAGUUUAGGAAGACGAUUGAUGUUAAUACCACGGGGAACUUUUUGGUGGCUCAGGCCGCGGCAAAGCAGAUGGUUAAGCAGGGGACUAGGGGAAGUAUUACGUUUGUAGCGUCGAUUUCGGGGCAUAUGGUUAAUUAUCCUCAACCGCAGGCAGCUUAUAAUGUGAGUAAAGCGGCCGUGUUGACGUUGAAGAAUUGUUUGGCGACGGAGUGGGCUAGGUAUGGAAUUAGAGUUAACUCGAUCUCUCCUGGGUAUAUGGAUACGAUUUUGAAUGAAGGAGACGGGAUUGAGAAGUCUAAGCAAAUGUGGAAAGAGAGAAAUCCGAGUGGGAGGUUGGGAGUACCCAGUGAGUUGACUGGAGCGGUAAUUUUAUUGUCUAGCAAUGCGGGAACGUAUAUCAAUGGUGUGUGCUUCUCCUUUCGAUUCGUGUAG
This is a messenger RNA of Mollisia scopiformis, 912 nucleotides long. RefSeq names its product NAD(P)-binding protein. The coding region runs from base 1 to 912 and encodes 303 amino acids. The record is from RefSeq and is a predicted model, not a curated record. Gene Ontology annotation, molecular function: oxidoreductase activity, acting on the CH-OH group of donors, NAD or NADP as acceptor. The transcript has 2 exons. Lineage: Eukaryota; Fungi; Ascomycota; Leotiomycetes; Helotiales; Mollisiaceae.